UAGGCUUCAAGCUGGAUUCAAACAAUCAAUGUACAAUUCCAUCAUCUUUUUAUGUGUUAGCAAUGCGUGAUGGAAUUCGUGGAUUUUCUUUUGAUAAUGAAAACCAAUAUGAUGCUAUGGUGCCAGUUGGUGGAGUUCAAUAUGCAAGCUACGUUGAUGUCCAUGCGGAGGAAAAAUAUAUUUACUAUGUCGCACAAUUUGGCGGAUAUAGAGAGGUUUGUAGAAUCCAACAGAAUGGCUCUGGUUUUCAGCGUUUGCUCCAAUCAGACGGUGGACGUCUUUUUGCCAGAGGCAUUGCAGUCGAUUGGAUUGCAGGCAAUUUUUACUAUAUUAAUAGUCUAAUGGCUGAUGGCUUUAUAGAAGUGUGCCGUCUGAAUGGCACAUACCGGAAGGUGAUUUUGGAAGAUAGAUCUCUUAGCCUGCAAGGCUUAACUGUUAAUCCAAUCAAAAGGUACCUCUACUGGACAACUCGAGGAACCAAUGCCAGACUAGAACGUUCACUGCUGGAUGGUACCAAUCGAACCGUGCUAGUCUCAAAUGCCAUGAAUCAUCCGUUGGACAUCACAGUCGACAUAAAAACACAUGAUGUUUACUGGGUUGAUGACGUCAUAGAUGCUAUACAGCGCAUUUCCUUCAGUGGUGGGAAUCGAGCUUAUAUUCGGACAAACCUACCUUCACCUUACGGGAUCACAGUUUUUAACGAUGAUGUCUACUGGGUGGACAGAAAUCUGAACCAGGUCCUUAAAGUGGAUAAAAAUUCUAGAGUUGGUGCCCCAACUGUCGUCAAGAAAAAUGUGAGAUAUCUUAUAGACAUUGCAAUAUUUGAUAAAUCCAACCAACCAGGCGAUCCCAGUAAUCCUUGUGCUGUCAACAAUGGUGGGUGUGACCAGUUAUGCUUUGCUAUUGCUGGAAGCCCUCAGCCUGUGUGCAAAUGUGUUGAAGGAGACCUCGAUUCUGAUGGAAAGAAAUGCAAACCAUCAAAGGAAUUUUUGCUGAUGGCCAUUGAUUCCAGCAUCCACUCAAUAUCUUUGCACCCUAACCGAACACGUCAAAAGAUUACAACUAUUGCAGCCACCGACGAAGUUAGUAGUGUAGGAUAUGAUGCUAAAAGCAAUCAGAUUUACUAUGGUAUAAACAAUCCUGCAGCUAUAGUCCGAUAUGAUGUUGAAACGAAAACCAGUCAACAGUUUGUUAUUGAUCCAGAGAACAAACAAGCUUUCAUUGGCAAAAUCGCUGUUGACUGGACCGGUCAAAAGAUUUACUGGACAGAUGCGUUAUACAAUAGGAUUUCAGUGAUGAGUUUUGACUCAACAUACAAGGCUACUUUGCUGACCACACAGAAACCCAGGAGCAUUGUGCUUGACCCUUGUAAAGGGUACAUGUAUUGGUCGAAUUCAGGUAUUGGUCAAUCACCAAGCAUUGAAAAAUCAACUAUGGCUGGUAAUCAAAGAUCCGUGCUGGUCAGCUCUGACUUAGGUGACCCAGAUGGCCUGGCCAUUGACUACACCUAUGAAAAGCUUUACUGGGCUGAUACACUCAAAAAUCAGAUUGAAAGAAUUUCUCUCGAUGGACGUUACCGUGAUGUGAUUGUUACCACCACAUAUGAACCAACAUCUAUAACUGUCUUCGGUCUUCACAUCUACUGGAUAAGUUCAUUUAGGAAGCUGGUGUAUCGUGCUGAGAAACACACUGGAGCCAAUUCCAUAAGAAUGACAAAAUUCCUCACGUCCUCUCCAGCAGAUAUUGUCAUUUUUUCUGCCGAUUUACAAAACUGUAAGCUUGAUCCUUGUCAAAAAUUCAAUGGAGGUUGCAGCCAGGGAUGUCACCCUGCACCCAAUGGAGAAGCUGAAUGCUCAUGUAACGGGACUUCCCAAGUAGUGAGUAAAUACAAAGCCUGUGUCCCCGAGAACCACAACUGUUCAGACACGGAAUUCAUUUGUUCAAAUGGAAAGUGCAUUUUCAAAAGUUGGGUGUGUGACGAGGACGAUGACUGCAGGGAUGGUUCGGAUGAAAACAGCAACUUGUGUGCGACCCACACUUGUGAGAAGACUCAGUACAGAUGCAACAAUGGACGCUGUAUCAAUCAUCUGUUUCGUUGUGAUUUUGAUGAUGAUUGUCAUGACAACUCAGAUGAAAUUGGUUGUGAUGCCUCAACUUGUGGCCCAGCACAGUUUACCUGCAAGAAUUCCCGUUGCAUUGAUGCUGCACAGGUUUGUGAUGGCUAUGACCAAUGUCGGGAUGGAGAGCAGACUGAUGAAAAGAACUGCCCCAACAACAUGACGUGUCCAGAGAAUAAAGUGAAAUGCCCAAACUCUAAUAUUUGUGUCAGAAUACAUCUGCUGUGUGAUGGAGAUGAUGACUGCGGGGACAACUCAGAUGAGAACGCAAUGUUUUGCAAAGCUGCAAACUGUACAGGCCAUUUCCGAUGCCUGCAAGCCAAUCGCUGUAUUCCUUCUCAUUGGUAUUGUGAUGGUGCUGAAGAUUGUUCAACUGGGGAAGACGAACCAACUAACUGUCAUGUGAAUUUAACGUGCGCCAGCCACAUGUUUGCAUGCGGCUCAGGAGGAUGCAUCUAUAAAGCCUGGAUGUGCGAUGGAGAAAAUGAUUGCUCUGAUGGUUCGGAUGAAGCGAUUGAUUGUCGAAAUAUUGCAUGUGGUGCUGAUGAAUUUAACUGCACGCAUAACCGCAAUAUUGGAAUUUACCCAUGCAUUAAAAAAACAUUUGUAUGUGAUGGAGAUAAAAACUGUGCCGAUGGAGAGGAUGAACGCCAGUCUUGUCCACCAGAUGUCUGUGAUGAUAAUGAGUUUGCGUGUGCAAAUGGUGGCUGCAUUCUAUCAAAAUUUGUUUGUGAUCGUGAAGACGAUUGUGGUGAUCGUUCUGAUGAACAUGACAAUUGUGAAUAUCCAGAAUGUGGAGCAGACCUUUUCACUUGUGACAACCAUCGAUGCAUCCUUAAUUCAUGGGUUUGUGAUGGAGAUAACGAUUGCCGUGAUAAUUCAGAUGAAAAAGAAUCCGUUUGCUUAACACCAGCACCAACUUGUCCACCUGGACAAUUCCGGUGUGACAAUGGAGAAUGCAUUAAUUACCUGUUGGCCUGUAACAAGAACCCUGACUGCUCGGAUCAAACUGAUGAACGUCACUGCUACAUCAACGAAUGCGAAGAUGUGGUUGUCCAUCGAUGUGAACAUACAUGCAUUGAUACCCUGACCAGUUACCACUGUGAAUGUAACCCAGGUUAUACCCUCAUGACUGAUAGGAAAGCUUGUCGGGAUAUUGAUGAAUGCCUUGAGAAGCCUGGUACCUGCAGUCAGAUGUGUCACAACACAGUGGGAAAUUAUUCCUGCAAAUGUAAUGAAGGUUAUAUGAGAGGACUUGACACUCACAGCUGCAAGAAGAAAGAUGAUGAAAUUCCAUGGCUUGUAUUUGGUAAUCGCCAUUAUAUUCGAAAGAUGACACUGGAUGGCUUGAAUUACCAAUUGAUAGCUCAAGGAUUACGUGAACUAAUUUCCCUUGAUUUUGACUACCAGGAGCAAAAACUCUACUUUUUUGAUAAAUGGACAUUAGACAUUCAAACAAUUUUCCUCAAUGGCUCUGAUCAGAAAGUGCUCUUUCACAAAAUGCAAUUUGGUCAAUGUACCCUUGCUGUCGAUUGGGUUGGCCGUAAAUUAUAUUGGAAUCGGUGGUUUACUCAAUCUUUAUUCGUCUCAGAGCUGAAUGGAACCAGUCUAAGAACACUAGAUACCCAUUUGUUUUAUCACGUUUCUUUCUUAGUCGCCUAUCCACCUACAGGGUACUUGUACUUUAUCGAUAUUCCCUCGAAAGCAUGGAUAGGAAGGAUUGGCAUGGAUGGCUCAAACUAUGAACGUUUGAUCAUAGAUGGUCUCGGCUUACCAACUGGUUUAACUAUUGAUUUCGAGAGUCAACGGAUGUGGUGGGCAGAUGCCCACUUUGAUGCGAUCGAAUAUGCCAGUUUGGAUGGUACUCACAGACAAACGGUAAUGAAAGAGAAUGUACCAUUCGUUCACUCACUUGCAGUGUUUGAAGACUGGAUCUACUGGACAGACUCGAGCCGCCUGAGCAUAGAAAAGGCACACAAAUUCACUGGACGGAACCAUACUAUUCUACGGAACAUGACUCACCAACCAAGUAUCCUUAUUGUGUUUCACUCAUUACGACAAAAGCAAUAUAAAAAUCCUUGCGGAUCCAAUAAUGGUGGAUGCAGCCACCUUUGCCUCCAUUCACCACCAGAUGACUAUGUCUGUGCGUGUCCAGACCAUUUUCUCUUGGAUGCAGAUAACAAGACAUGCGUUGCCAAUUGCAGCACUUCUCAGUUCCGUUGUGGAAAGGGCGAUGAUCGAUGUAUUCCAUUCUUUUAUAGAUGUGACAAAGAUGUCGAUUGCCAUGAUGGCUCCGAUGAAUUAAACUGUCCGGAAUCCAAAUGUCGGCCACACACUUUUACCUGCAACAAUGGAAACUGCACGAGGUUCUACGAGAUAUGCGAUUCAAAAGAUGAUUGUGGUGAUGGAUCUGAUGAAGAUAAGUGUGACGCAAAUUACUGCGCCCCCUGGUUAUUUCGGUGCAACAACAACCGCUGUGUGUACCGUUCCUGGCAGUGUGAUGGUUACAAUGACUGCUUGGAUAAUUCAGAUGAAGACCAGUCUCUUUGUAUUGAUAGAUCCUGUGGAGUACAUGAAUUUACCUGUGAUAAUGGAUAUUGUAUACCUGAGCAUGACAAAUGUGAUUACGAGAACGACUGUUUCGAUGGUUCUGAUGAGAGUCUUGAACUGAACUGUGCUAAUCAAACAUGUCCCGCGACUUCGUUCCGAUGUGAAACUAAUUAUCGAUGUAUACCUUCCACAUAUGUCUGCGAUGGUUACGAUAAUUGUGGUGACAAUUCUGAUGAAAAACUGAGCAACUGCAAAAAAUGUAAUGAAACGAAGGAAUUCAAAUGUAAAAACAAUGUCUGCAUUCCAAAAACCUGGGUUUGUGAUUCUAAAACUGACUGUCGAGAUGGUUCCGAUGAAGACACCAGCUUUUGUAAAAACAAAUAUCGUGACUGUACUGAAUCUGAAUUUCGCUGUGAAAACCAAAGAUGUGUCCUAAAGAAGUGGCGAUGUAACUUGUACGACGAUUGUGGUGAUGGAUCUGAUGAAAAUAACUGUGCUUCUGUGAAGUGUUCUGAAGAUGAGUUCAAGUGUGAUACAGGUCACUGUAUUAAAAAAUAUCUAACUUGUGAUGGUUGGAGAAAUUGCAGAGAUGCUUCAGACGAAAGAAACUGCACACCCAAAUAUGGCGACAGAUACUGUCCAAUUGACAGAUUCCAGUGUAACAACACUGUCUGCAUUCCUAAACAAUGGAUGUGUGACAGUGACGAUGACUGCGGUGAUAAAUCAGAUGAAACACGCGAGGUAUGCCUUCAAAUUGAGUGUUCAAAAAAAGAGAGAAAAUUCCGCUGCAACAAUUUAUUAUGCAUUCCAAUAUGGCGAGUCUGCAAUGGAAGAGAUAAUUGUGGAGAUGGUUCAGAUGAAAAUACUCAUCACCUUUGCAAACCGAAGGAAGAAAUAUGUGAACAAGAUCAGUUCAAGUGUACAAGUAAAGAGUGCAUCGAUUCAUUCAAAGUAUGCAACGAAAUAGCUGACUGUGCAGAUAAAUCUGACGAAAUAGGAUGCAUUAAAAAUGCUGGUGCCGUCAACUGCAGCAUUGAUAAUGGAGGGUGUCCCCACAAUUGCACGGAUCUCGAAGGAGGUGGUAUGAUAUGUUCCUGUCGAAGCGGUUUCAAAAUGAAAGAUGGAAAGACAAAAGAAUGCGUGGAUGUUAACGAGUGUGAACUUUCAAAUAACAAAUGUCCUCAGCUCUGCAACAACAUAAAGGGUUCCUACAAAUGCCUGUGCCACGAAGGGUUCCAAGAUCCUUUAUUACCCACUCCCAAAUGUAAAUACACAAAGGAAGGCAAAAUAAGCAUCUUCAUGUCUGUGGGUAGCGGCAUCCGAAGAUUUGAUCCCAUAAUCAAAGAAUACAUGAGCACCUUACUCUCCAUACAAAAAUCGCAGGGUUUAGCGGUCGACAUUGAACGGUCAACCCUUUACUGGACAGAUAUGAUCAGCAAAACAGUGAUGCGUUCUUAUAUUUCUCAAAAAUCUGAUAAUGUUGGAAUCCCACAAGACCUGAUGAUCAGUAAUCUAGAUGAACCAAAUGGCAUUUCCAUCGACUGGACAUCAGGGAAUGUUUACUGGACUGACUCCAAAAAGAAAACAAUAUCUGUGGCGGCUAAAGAUGGAAGAUACAGAUACACUUUAAUCAAAACAGAACUUCGUAGACCUUAUGCUAUUGUCGUUAACUCACAGACUGGCUGGAUGUACUGGACAGAUAUAAACAGUUACAACCCAAAGAUAGAAAGGUCUUGGAUGACUGGUGAGAGAAGACAGGUUCUAGUGAACAAAGAACUGGCACGACCAAGUGGAAUUGCCAUCGAUUACUUCAUGAACAAUCGUGUGUUCUGGUCUGAUUCCAAAUUCAACAGAAUCCUGUCAAUGAAACCGGAUGGCACCGACCAAGUGGUUGUUAUUGGAAAUGCAAUUAACCCAGUGAGUAUUGACCUGUAUGAAAGUGAAAUAUACUGGGUGUCCCAAAAUGAAGGCAAACUGAUGCAAAUGGAUAAAUUUGGACGAGGUAUAAAUGUUACUCUGAGAGACCAACUCUUUUCUCCAAGCAGUGUAAUUGCAUUCCCACCAUACAAGUAUCCAAAAGUCACAAGCGAAUGUGCUUCAGAAAAGACAUGCAGCCACCUCUGCCUCCUGAUUCCAAAGGGUUAUCGGUGCGCAUGUCCUGAUGGCUCUAAGUUUAUUGAAGGGUCCACUACAAUGUGUGAUGCAGCAUUUGAAGUGCCCCGGAAAUUGCCCAUGUGUAUUUGUUACCAUGGUGGUUCUUGUAUUCGAGGAAGCAAUGGAACUUACAUCUGCCACUGCAAGGAAGGCUAUUAUGGUGUGGAUUGUUCGCUUAUGACUUCCAGGGGCCUCUUGAGUGCCCUCAGAUCUACCAAGGUCACGGCAAUUACAGUUCCUGUUGUUCUACUGCUGAUCAUGGGAGGCUUGAUCCUGGUUGGUUAUUUACUCAUUAAAAAACGCAGGAUAUUUUCCAUGGGUUUGUUCUCUAGGGGUCAAGAUGAGCCCCAUGAUCCUUCAGGAGUCGUAGCUUACCGUGACAAUGGAAACAUCCAAAUUGAUUCCCCAAAUUAUGAAAAUGCAGCAGAAAUGGAGAUUGCCUCAAUUGAAAAUGAAUACAGCUUACCAGAUCCUACGACACCAACAAAUUUCAGCAACCCAAUGUUUGGAAUGGAUACACCAGCAAAAGAACUGAAACCAUCAAAAACAGAUGAGAAACCACCCGGAAGUCCUAAAGAUAAGAAAGCUAAAAAGGAGAACCUUUAUGUGACUCUAAUGACAUCGAAAGCUCUUGACCCGACGGAGGAUACGGAGAGAGAUACGGCAGAUUUAGUAACAAGGGGGGAUCACUGAGUCAUAAAGCCCAGCUAAAGACAUUGAGCCAUAUGCAUCUACCUCUCCUGAUGUGGACGAACAAACUCCCCUGAAACCCUUUUACAUUCCAGCAACACAAAGAACACUAAAUUUCCAUUGGACAAUUUUGAAAACAUUUAAAAUAUUCAAAAAGCUGUGAUUCUUGCAAAACUCAGAGAAAAAAAACGAGUCAUUUUGUUUUUCUGGUGGGGAGAGCACAGGUGACUUCUCAGCACCCUUGGACCUUUUUCUCUUUAGUAUAUGGCUCCUCCAGCCCCUCCCUCUCACUCACUGCCUCCCCCCAUAUUCCUCACCUAAUAGAAAUAAAAAAUAACUAAAAAAAAAGGAAAUAUUGGUAUUCCUGAGCUGAAAAGUAUUGUGGCAAAAGAAGAAGAAGAAGGAAGGAAGGAAGCAGAUUUGAUGGGAAUUGUUAUGUCUCGUUGUGUCCCAACUCUCUUUUCUCAAAUGUUUUGGAAGAAAAUAAAAAAAAAUGUAAACCUUU
This is a messenger RNA of Octopus sinensis (East Asian common octopus), 8016 nucleotides long. Its product is annotated as low-density lipoprotein receptor-related protein 2-like. The transcript has 48 exons. Gene Ontology annotation, molecular function: calcium ion binding; protein binding. The record is from RefSeq and is a predicted model, not a curated record. The coding region runs from base 63 to 7514 and encodes 2483 amino acids. Lineage: Eukaryota; Metazoa; Mollusca; Cephalopoda; Octopoda; Octopodidae.